CCUCAGGCCCGCCUCCGACGGGUCUGCGCCUGCGCACACGCAGCGGGCUCCGCCUCUUGCACGGCGUCUGCGCACCGGGGCAACUGCGCAUGUGUCAGUGGUCAUAGACAGUUUGUGAAAUGAGUGAUUCAGAAGAUGAUGAUAUACCCCAGCUCUCUUCCCACGCCUUAGCAGCUCUCCAGGAAUUUUAUGCUGAGCAGAAGCAAUCCCUCAACCCAGGGGGGGAUGAUAAAUAUAAUGUUGGGGUAAUAGAGGAGAACUGGCAGCUGAGCCAGUUCUGGUACAGUCAGGACACUGCUUUGCGGCUUGCACAGGAAGCGAUCGCUGCUGCUGGAGAAGGUGGCAGAAUCGCAUGUGUGAGUGCACCCAGUGUGUAUCAGAAGCUCCGGGAGCUGCAUGGGGGAGACAUCUCUGUAUACAUCUUUGAGUAUGACAAAAGAUUCGCCAUAUAUGGGGAGGAAUUUGUCUUCUAUGACUACAACAGUCCACUGGACUUACCCGGGAGAGUCGCCGAGCACAGCUUUGACAUCGUGGUUGCCGAUCCCCCUUACCUGUCUGAGGAAUGUCUCAGGAAGACAUCCCAAACAAUCCGGUUCCUGACUCGGGGCAAGGUUCUGCUGUGCACAGGAGCCAUCAUGGAAGAGCAGGCUGCUCAGCUUCUCGGUGUGAAGAUGUGUAAGUUUAUUCCAGAGCACUCCCGAAACCUGGCCAACGACUUCCGCUGUUACACGAACUACGAUUCUGGUCUGGACUAUGAAACCUAAAUUCACAUGGCAACAUGUGACAAUAAAGGACUCGGAGGAACACAUCCCCUUCCCGGUUUACUCUCUUUCUGUUGACAUGUGACCUCCCCCACUCUGCCCUGGACUGGGACUCUCCUGGCUUAAUUUUCAAACUAAAAUGUCUUACUGCUAUUUCGGUAAUGAAGUUGGGAUUCUUACACGAACCAGGUCCGUGGACUUGAGUAGAGAGAAAUGUUAGAAGCUGUCUAAUUGUUCAGCACCUGUGAAAACAGAACAGGCCUCCUGCAUGGCACAGGACCUUGGCCUCUGCUAGAAGUUUCCAUAACAUGGGCAGCUUUUGCCUGCCCAGUGGACUAGGAGUGCUCUGGAAGCUUCUUAGAGACCUGACCUGCCUCCACAGAGCAGGUUGAUGAUCCAAGCAACCAGUGUUCCAGCUCCUCCCGGGUUCAACCUCCCUCUCAGCUCUGAGAGUCCUGAUGGUACUGGGAUGUUCUGUCCUUUUCUGCGGCAGUAGUUUCACAGAUCUGCUGUGAUCACAUUACAUGGUGCACGUGAAUCUGGCUGACUCCAAAUGGCAUCCAGGGACAGUCAUUGCCAUUUUCCCGGCUGUGACAUCACACUACAGUUACCCAACAUGCUGCUUUCAGGGUGUUGGGUCUCAGACCCUCCGUCUGUCUAGAAUGAGCCCCAGCUGGACUACAGGAGGAUUUCUGGUGGGCAGAUAAAAGCCAGCCACCUGGGGGACUUGUGAAAGUGGCUUUCCAUCCCCCAAAGGAGCCCUUGUCCCAGCUACUUGUCCUUCUAACCCACAUGACCUGUCCCCCUGUCCCCGUGUCCGUCUGUCCGUCCCCCCACACCCACUGUCUGACUGCUCACACUGCGCUCUGGUCUCUGCUCUCCAGUUCUCUCACACUGCUCUGUCUCUUGCUAUCUCCACUGUUCUCUUCCACUUCCACAGCCCUGGCCAUGUCCAGUCUGCUCUCCUUUCUCUAUGCCUCUGGAUAGUCUCUCUCUUACCCACAGUAAAAACCUUUCCCCUAAUGGAGCGGUCAUGUUGGCAGUUUCUGUACCACACCCCUCAUCCCUCACCGGAGACAAGUCAAGAGUAAGUACAUAAGGUCCCUCUGGUGGUUUGGUAACUUUUGAGACCUACGAUCAUGUCAAAAUUCAAAAUUUAAAAAAAAAAUCCACCUGUCUCUCUGGGACAGGAUAACUUGCUUUGACCAAAAGAAUGUCAUUUGGCCAACAUGUCGCUUGUUCUGUCCCCCACCCUCACACUGACCAGCGUUCUCCAGGUGGAAGUUGCUCUAGCAGCUACCCCUUGACUUGGACAGUACCUCAGCUGACCUUCAGAGGAGGAGAGAUGAGCCCGGGGGUUGGACAUCUGUGUGGGCUAGUUCAUGCCGUCAUGAGACAAGCUGUCGUCAUCAGAGAGGAGGGAGCCUCCAUUGAGGAAACGCCUCCAGAAGACCAGGCUGCAGGCAAGCUGUUCCUGCCCUGUUUGAGUUCCUGUCCUGACUUCCUUCGGUGAUGAACAUCGAUGGGAAAUGUGAGCCAGAUCAACCCUUUCCUCCCAAGUUGCCUUUAGUUCUGGUGUUUGGUCUCGGCAACAGGAACCCUGAGACAGCACCAGAGGAGAUGGACUUGCUACCACAGGCAAAUCCAGCCUGUCCUGGCCGACCCAGAGGCAGAGGCCAGGGACAGGAGUCCGUGCUCAAAGACCAGGAGGUCCUUAGACCUUGGCUGUCACAUUCCCAGAUGGCGUCACUCUAAGAAGUGCUGCUUUUCUGAGACACCUGGCACGUGCUGUUACGUUGUUUAAAAUGUUCUUUAAACAAUAGCCCCAUCUUAUUGUUUCCCUACGAAUCAAUUUGCCACAAAUUCCUUAGGCCAGAAACAAACAUGAAGUGAUACUUUAUAUGUAGAAAUGGAAUGUUCCGUUUAGGAACUGUGGACAGCUAACAGUGUAGAAAUCCGAAACCGAGCUGUCCUGUCAGCUGCAACUAUUCUAGGAAAGAGACCGGGCACAACCUAACCCAUCAGAAGCGUCAUGAAGAUUGGUUUUUUCCCCUUUGGUGCUGGAGAUCGAAGCCAGGGCCCCAUGCAUGCGAGGCAAGUACUCUACCAGCUGAGCUGCAUCCCCAGGCCUGUGACAGGCUCGUUUAAGAAGCAGCCAGCAUGCUGCCUGGCUUUGGGACCCUCGAUGUUGCUACAGUGGUGGUAAACCUGUGUUCAUACGUGACCGUUCUUGGAACCUCAGAAAGCCCUGCAGCUGUUUCUGCAGCUCUCAGAACACUCGUUGGGUGCAUUCCUGUCCAACCAGACAGAGGUGCUUGGGCUAAAUUCAAGCAGGCUGGCCCAGGAGGCAUCUCUCUCCUCCCCCUCUGCCCUCAUCACAACAGUAGACAGACCAAGCAUGGUGGAUGCUCAGAGCAAUAGACCUUCACAAUUUAUAGAUGAUUUGAACUCAAAGUGUCCCCCACAGGCUCAUGAACACUUGGUCCCCAGCUGGUGGCGCUGUUUGGGAGGGUGUGGAUCCUGCAUCCUAGCUAGCGUCAGUGAGUCAGUCACUGGGCGUGAGCCGUGAAAGGGAUGGCUACAUAGAGCUCUCUCAUCCUGUCUGUCAGGGGAUGUGACCUGCUGCCUGUGAGCUCUCCUGGCUGUGAUGGCCUGUACCCUUUGCUGUAUGAGCCACACUAAGUGUCACAUGGAUGAGGAAAGUAAUACCCUGGCCAAAGGACUUCAGACGUUGUUCAGAACCUUUACUACUCAUCCUUGGGAGCCCUUUCUAGUAGGAAGAUCUGCGCCCACUGUGACCAACCCUAGCAGGGAGGGAGACCCCGGCCUUUGCGGUUUUGCUCACAGAAUCUAAAAUGUUCCUUGUGGGAUGCCGACUGGGUGUUGAAGGGAUGAUGAGCCCACUGCAGGAGCAAAUGAGAGACACAGGGACGUUAAACAAGUUCUUUGUUCUAUCCCUUCACUUCUAAAGUCAGACCCGGAGCCAGUCGCUAAGACACAACA
This is a messenger RNA of Peromyscus leucopus (white-footed mouse), 3764 nucleotides long. It is a transcript of the gene Eef1akmt1, whose product is annotated as EEF1A lysine methyltransferase 1. Lineage: Eukaryota; Metazoa; Chordata; Mammalia; Rodentia; Cricetidae. Gene Ontology annotation, biological process: methylation. Gene Ontology annotation, molecular function: protein-lysine N-methyltransferase activity; nucleic acid binding. The record is from RefSeq and is a predicted model, not a curated record. The coding region runs from base 120 to 764 and encodes 214 amino acids. The transcript has 6 exons.